CGGCUGGCGCUGGCGGGCGGGCGGCGCGCCGUGGUGCCGGGCGGCGUGCGCUUCGGCGCGCUGUUCGCGGUGCACGGCGCGCCGGCGGCGGCGGGCGCCCCGUGCGGCCCGGUGCGCGAGCACUACGGCAUCCAGCGCGUGGAGGCGACGCUGCUGGCGCUGCAGAGCAUCAACGCGGACGCGGCGCUGCUGCCGCGCCUGCAUCUGGGCGCCGAGCUGCGCGACUCGUGCUGGGCGCCCGCAACCGCGCUGCGCCAGACGAUCCACCUGCUCCGCGAGGCCAUCGCGCCGCCCGACGCGCCCGCCGCGCCCUCCGCUUGCUCUCCGGUCAGUAGCGCCUGCAGGAACACAUCACAACACAAGCCUGUGGACCAGCCGCCGCCGCGCAUGCGCGCGGAGGCGCGGCCGGCGGACGACGCGCCGCUGCUGGCCGUGCUGGGCCCGGGCGCCAGCGCCGCCGCCGUGCAGGUGCAGAACUUGCUGCAGCUGUUCUCCAUUCCGCAGAGCUACGGCCAGAGCGGCAUGGCGGCCUUCCGCGAGGAGGCGGCGCGCGGCGGCGUGUGCGUGGCGCGCGAGGAGGCGCUGCGGGCGGCGCCGGCGCGGGCCGCGGUGUUGGCGGUGCUGGCGCGGCUGGCGCGCGGGCCGCGCGUGGCGGUGUGCUGGUGCGAGGGCCGCACGGCGCGCGCGCUGCUGGCGGGGCUGGCGGCGCGCCCGGCGCUGCGGCUGCGGCUGCUAGCCAGCGACGGCUGGGCGGACCGGCGCGACGUGGUGGCGGGGCUGGAGGAGGCGGCUCGGGGCGCGCUCACACUGCGCAUCCGCUCGCCCUACCUGAAGGAGUUCGACGCGCACUACCUCGCGCUCAAACCUCACAACAACUCCAGGAAUCCCUGGUUUAAGGAGUUUUGGGAGCAGAAGUUCCAUUGCUCGCUUUCUGCGGCUGCGCCGGCGGGAACUCCACGCUGCACAGGUAUGGAGUCCCUGGCGACCAACUACACGCAGGAGCCGAAGCUGGCGCUGGUGGUGCGCGGCGUGUACUCGCUGGCGCACGCGCUGCACAGCAUGCGGCGGGCGGCGUGCGGCGAGCGGCCCGCACGCGGCCUGUGCGCCGCCAUGCUGCCCUUCAACGUGUCGCGCUACCGGCAGCACCUGGCGCGCGUGCGCUUCCGCGCGCCCGACGGCGGCCGCGUCGCCUUCGACGACAACGGCGACCCGCCGCCCGAGUCAGUAGCCGGCCCCCACCCCCCACCCCGCGCGCCGCCGCCCCCGCUCACCCCACUCGUGUUCCGCAGGCUGAGCGAGUACGACGUGAUGAGCUUCGAGCGCGCGGGCGCCGGCUGGCGCUACGUGCGC
This is a messenger RNA of Helicoverpa armigera (cotton bollworm), 1350 nucleotides long. RefSeq names its product metabotropic glutamate receptor 1. Gene Ontology annotation, cellular component: postsynaptic density membrane; plasma membrane. The transcript is spliced from 5 exons. Gene Ontology annotation, molecular function: adenylate cyclase inhibiting G protein-coupled glutamate receptor activity; G protein-coupled receptor activity involved in regulation of postsynaptic membrane potential. The annotation marks the transcript as partial. Gene Ontology annotation, biological process: regulation of synaptic transmission, glutamatergic; G protein-coupled glutamate receptor signaling pathway. NCBI's taxonomy places the organism in Eukaryota, Metazoa, Arthropoda, Insecta, Lepidoptera, Noctuidae. The record is from RefSeq and is a predicted model, not a curated record.